Messenger RNA from Salarias fasciatus (jewelled blenny), 4575 nucleotides. Its product is annotated as cohesin subunit SA-2. Gene Ontology annotation, cellular component: chromatin; nucleus; cohesin complex. The coding region runs from base 176 to 3712 and encodes 1178 amino acids. Gene Ontology annotation, biological process: sister chromatid cohesion. NCBI's taxonomy places the organism in Eukaryota, Metazoa, Chordata, Actinopteri, Blenniiformes, Blenniidae. The transcript is spliced from 32 exons. The record is from RefSeq and is a predicted model, not a curated record. Gene Ontology annotation, molecular function: chromatin binding.
GGAAACUUGACUGUGAGAGCUGGAGCAGAGAAGAAGGAUAUCCGUGGAAAUGUUUCAGUUUAUACUCCGACAUAUUUAAAUGACUGCACUUUAAUGAAAUCCACCGGAGACUGAACCCAAAAUAAUAGGAUACGGAGACGCACAGCUGAGUUCUGUGCAGAGAUCCGAGGAGGACAUGAUACCCGAGCACUCAGUGAUCGCUGUCUCCAGUGCGGAUUCCCACGACGAUGAUUCCUCCUCCAGCAUUAUCAACAUCUCGGAUGAUGAAUCUGUGAAUGAGAAUCUACAAAAGAGUGCGAAACGGAAGUGGAGGACGCCAGAGGACUCUGAGGAUGUGGAGCGAAAAACAGCCAAAGCCAGCUGCAGCAGCGCCGGCCAGGAGGGGAGCAGACACGACAGGGAGGAGCAGGUGGAGUCCGUCACCCUGUUUGAGGUGAUCACCAUGGGCAAGAACGCCAUGCAGGUGGUGAUAGACGACUGGAUCGAGGCGUACAUGCUGGACAGAGACUCGUCUCUCCUGGACCUCAUCAGCUUCUUCAUCCAGUGCUCUGGGUGCAAAGGUGUCGUCACUGCAGAGAUGUGUCAGAGCAAAGAGGACAGUGGAGUCUUGAGUAAGAUGAUCGAGGAGCUGGAUAAGGUUGCUGGAAUGCAGUACAAGAAGUUUCUGGCUUUCCCGUGGAUUCUCACCGUCACCUGGCCAAUGGAUAACGACAGCGCCGAGUACCCGCUGGUGCAGCCGCCGCCGCACGGCCGCUGGUUUUACUCCGACUUCUCUGACUUCGUGUCCGUGCUGGUGGCUCGCUGUCAGCACAGCGUCCUCUUCGACAACUACCUGAUGAACUCCCUCAUCUCGCUGCUCACCGAGCUGUCCAACUCCUACGUCCGAGCCUUCAGACACACGUGCACGCUCGCGGCUCUGAAGCUGCUGACCUCUCUGGUGGGCGUCGCCCUCAACCUGGGCGUGGGGAUUGAAAACAAUCAGAAACUGUACGAGGUGAAGAGGAAGGAGAAGGUGAGGGAGAAGACCGCGCAGCAGCUGGCCAGAAUAACGACGAAGAUUGCCGAGUUGCAAGAGAAGCGAGCAGAAAUAGAGAGCAUGAUGGACAUCAUCUUCAAGGGAGUUUUCCUCAAGCGAUAUCGUGACGUGCUUCCAGAAAUCCGCGCUGUCUGCACGGAGGAGCUGGGCUCCUGGAUAAAGCUCUACAGUUCUUUUCUUAACGACAGUCACCUCAAAUAUUUGGGCUGGAUGAUGCACGACAAGGAAGCAGAGGUGCGGCUCAAGUGCGUGUUGGCUUUGCAGGGUCUGUACGACAAUCCCCUCUUCCUGAACAAACUCGACCUGUUCACCAGCCGCUUCAAGGACCGGAUGAUCUCGAUGACGCUGGAUAAAGACGGAGAAGUGGCCGUUCAGGCCAUGAAGCUGCUGCUCGUCAUUUCGAAGACGUCUGAAGACCUGCUCACGCCGGACGACUACCGGGAGGUCCUGCAGCUGGUCUACUCGUCACAGCGCCCCCUGGCGGCCACGGCGGGGGAGCUGCUCUUCUCCAGGCUCCUCAGCGCUGCAGUUUGUUCAUACGACAUCCGGGAAAGAGUGAAUGAGGUCGAGGCUCACAAACGACAAGCUUUUGCGGAACUGAAAGCUCUGCUGAAGUUCUCCCAGAAGUCCGAGCUGCACAACCACGUGGUGUACCUGGUGGACAGCCUGUGGGACUGUGGAGGGUCUCUGCUGAAGGACUGGCCCGCCUUCACGUCUGCCCUGCUGCAGGAAGCCUCCUCAGAGAGCACAGGCUUCACUGAGGAGGAGCAGGCGGUGCUGGUGGAGAUCCUGUUGGCGUCGGUGCGUCAGGCCUCGGAAGGGUCGAUCCUGGCGGGACGGAUCGGAUCAAGGAGGGCACCGAGCACCAGAGAGAAGAGGAUCCAGUUCGACGACUGUUACAAGCUCACCAGGCAUUUCCUCCAGAUGCUCCCAGCGUUACUGUCCAAGUUUUCCAGUAACUGUGACGUUGUUGCCUCCCUGAUGAGGAUUCCUCAGUUCUUCCUCCCACAGUGUCCAGAGGCUGAGAACUCCAGGCUCUUGUCCAACCUGAUGGCGGAGAUGGAAGCGGUGUUGAACCAGCAGUCCGGCGCCGCCGUCCUGGAGGCGGCCGCCUGCACCUACCUCAGUCUGUGCAGGGACAAGACGGUGUGGAGCUCCAUGGCCCGACCCGCCAGAGACUCGCUGGUGCAGCGCUGGGUGGACCAGCUGAGGACCCUGCUGGGGGACUCGCUCACGAAUGAAACGUUUUCUGCUGACGAGGAGAAAACAAGAACGAUUCUCACGACCCUGAAGAAGCUCAGAGCGUUCCACAACUGUCAUGACCUGAGUGGAUGGAGUGUGUUUGACCUGCUGUCGCCUCUCCUCCCAGCGGAGAGCAGCCAGGACAAAGUGCCGGCCGAGGUGCUGCUGGAGGUGCUGCAGUGUCUGUGUUACUCCCUGCUCUGGUCCAUGAGCACCAGCGAGGAAACUCUGACCUGCAGGGAGAAAGCCGUGGUCCAGCAGCUCCAGCUGCACCUGUUCUGUGAGAGGAGCGACACCUGUCUGUCCCACGGCGAGCAGAGCGUGAGGCAGCAGGCGUUCGUGGGCGUGUGCGACGUCCUGUCGGCUCACUCCUACCAGCUGCUGGUGUGGGACUCCUCGUACUUCGAGCUGCUGCGCUACACGCCCAGCCCCCAGCUGCAGAGGGAGCUGUUGUCCUUCGUAUGCGACCAAGUGUUUGUGGGCACCGACUCCGACGGCCAGAGCCGGGUCAUCGACGACUCCGAGGUGGAGAGGCUGGAGGACCUCCACAGGAGGAGGAACCUGCUGGCCGCCUUCUGCAAGCUGAUCGUGCACGGCGUGCUGGAGAUGGCCUUCGCCGCCAAGGUCUUCAUGUUCUACGUGAAGUACUACAACGACUUCGGAGACAUCAUCAAGGAGACGUGGUGCCGCAUCAGGCUGAUGGAUAAGAUGGAGAGCGCCAACACGCUGGUCAUGUGUCUGCAGCAGCUGUACGUGCGACUGAAGCGGGAGCAGGAGAGCGCCGACGGCCCCGCCCCCGGAGUGCAGACCUUCACCACCAUCAAGGAGCUGGCGCGGCGCUUCGCCCAGAGCUACGGCGACCUGCCCAAGUUCCGCGAGUGCAUGUCCAUGGUCCACAGGAACGGCAUCGAGUUCGUGUUCCAGGACUUCAGCCAGACUUCAGAGACGUCGACGCCGCCGUACCUCUCCUACCUGAUCGUCCUCCGAGAGUUCUCCGGCAAGCUGCUCCAACCCGACAAGAAGACGAUCUUCUCCUACCUGCAGAAACACACGGCGGAGCACAUCAUCGACCUGAGGAAGGAGCGCUGGCUGCCGCUCAUCUACUACCGGGCGUCCCUGCUGGCCGCCGCCGACGUGGAGGACGCCGCCUCCAACGUGAGCUCGGACAGGAAGCCGUCGCUGCCCAACCGCUCGCCGCUGCCCAACCGCUCGCCGCUGCCGCGCCAGAACCUGGAAGGCGUGAAGUCGCCGUGUCCCUCCAGCCCGGCUGAGUUCAAAGUGGGGAACAUUCACAGGCAGAGCUUCAGUCCAACCUAUCAGAAGAAGAGCAGUGAGGCGGACGCCAUGUCGGAGCCCCGGGAGCCUCCUGCUAAACGGCCCCGUGUGGAAGACUCCGCCCUCGACACCAGCAACGAGCCGGAGGUCGAGAUGUGACUGGAAAAAAACAAAACUCUUUUCUCUCUCUUUUUUUUUUUUAAUUUAAAAUCCCAUUCCCUUGUAUGUUUGUUUGUGAUGUGACUCCCGGUGCUGAUCCAGGAUCAGUCCGGGGUCUCCGUUGACCUGAAGUGUUCCUGUGUGAACGUCAGGGACGUCAUGGAGCAGGAAACGCUCUCAGGAAAAAGCGCCAACAUUUGUUUAAAAUAGGAAAGUUUGUCAUGUUGUUGGGUUUCACUCACCGACACUGCUGGUGUAUUUUUCUGGGACUUUAUGCUCAUGGGAAGGUGCAAUCCUGCAGGGUGAAAGGUUAACGGUGAUCUAUCAUGCAAAGAGCAGAAGUCCCAGUGUGGUCUGGAUUUGCCAGAACAACAUAUUUUUGUAGUUUGAAGAAGUUUUACGUUUCACUCCUGAGGUUUCUCACAACAACAAACGCUUUAGAGUCCGAGCACAGAGAAUUAUGGCAGCUAACUUAAGAAAAACCAACAAAUGUUCAUCUUUAAUGUUCAUCAACAGACUGAGAGAUUAUACUUCACUAAUAUAACAAACGAUCGUCGAUAACCUGUGAAACCAGUCAGAAAUUAUCAGUAGAGCAGAAAUACUUUAUUAAUGAAUGAAUUCAUUACUAAAAGGUUUUUUAAAUUCAGACGCUAAUUUGUAAAUUAAGAGAAAGUCUGGAUCAAAUGUGUUUUUUUUAAAGGAAUUUUGUCAGAAAAAGAAUUGAGAUUUCUCAACAUAAUUACGGUUCUGGUGAAAACAAUGAAAUGUAAAAAACUAUUUGUAUUGAUGGCUUGUAUUUUAUUUUUUUUUUAAUGGUUGAAUUCUGUUACAUCCACAAAUAAAAGAAAUGACCUUGUGCUUCA